UUUUCAUUUUAAAAUUAUUCAGUACAUUUUUCUAUGGUGCACCGCCUGUCAGUUGUAGUACCAUCGAGAUAACACUUUGAAAAUCGAACUCCUAAUUUAUUCGUCGACGGUCGUCGCGAAGGAAUAAAACUACCGCAGUGCUGUUCCCAAAUGAUCACCAUGAACAGCCAUUCGAACGACAUCGACUACAGUAACGGGUACAUGGAACCGGAAGAAGAAUGGGAACGGGAAGGGCUGUUGGACCCAGCGUGGGAAAAACAACAGAAAAAGACCUUUACGGCAUGGUGCAAUUCGCACCUGCGCAAAGCGGGUACAGCCAUCGAGAACAUYGAAGAGGACUUCCGCAACGGGCUCAAACUCAUGUUGCUCCUUGAAGUGAUUUCCGGUGAGACGUUACCAAAACCCGACAGAGGUAAAAUGCGCUUCCACAAGAUCGCCAAUGUCAACAAAGCACUUGACUUCAUAGCUAGCAAGGGUGUGAAAUUGGUAUCGAUCGGUGCCGAAGAAAUUGUCGAUGGAAAUUUAAAAAUGACUCUGGGUAUGAUAUGGACGAUCAUUUUGAGGUUCGCCAUCCAAGACAUAUCCGUGGAGGAGAUGACUGCCAAGGAGGGUCUGUUGCUGUGGUGUCAACGCAAGACAGCCCCGUACAAGAAUGUCAACGUUCAAAACUUCCAUCUCAGUUUCAAGGAUGGUUUGGCUUUCUGCGCCCUCAUUCACCGUCACCGGCCAGAUCUCAUCGAUUACCAUAAACUGUCUAAGGACAAUCCCCUGCAGAAUUUGAACACUGCGUUUGAUGUCGCUGAAAAGUACUUGGACAUACCUCGCAUGUUGGACCCCGAAGAUUUGAUAAACACUCCGAAACCGGACGAACGCGCGAUCAUGACCUAUGUGUCGUGUUAUUAUCACGCAUUCCAAGGGGCGCAACAGGUAAAAACGCAUAUGACCAAUACGGCAAUGCCAGACGAAAGAGCCAUAAUGACUUAUGUUUCAUCGUAUUACCAUUGCUUUUCUGGAGCCCAGAAGGCCGAGACCGCAGCAAACAGAAUUUGCAAGGUACUUAAAGUGAACCAAGAGAAUGAGCGUUUGAUGGAAGAAUACGAACGUUUGGCUAGUGAUCUUUUGGAAUGGAUCAGGCGUACAUUGCCGUGGCUGCAGAGUCGACAGGCCGAUAAUUCAUUGUCCGGUGUGCAGAAAAGGCUSGAAGAAUACCGUACUUACAGACGUAAACAUAAGCCUCCACGUGUAGAACAGAAAGCCAAGCUUGAGACAAACUUUAACACUCUGCAAACAAAAUUGCGUUUAUCCAACCGCCCUGCAUACAUGCCAACUGAGGGAAAAAUGGUUUCUGACAUUGCCAAUGCAUGGAAAGGUCUUGAACAGUCAGAAAAGUCAUUUGAAGAUUGGCUGUUAUCCGAAAUGAUGAGAUUAGAGCGUUUGGAGCAUUUGGCACAAAAGUUCAAGGCAAAAGCUGACACUCAUGAAGAUUGGACACGUGGAAAAGARGAGAUGUUGCAGAGCUCUGACUUUAGGCAAUGCAAGCUAAACGAUCUGAAGGCUUUGAAAAAGAAACACGAAGCUUUUGAGAGUGACUUAGCUGCACAUCAAGACAGAGUCGAGCAGAUAGCAGCUAUUGCACAUGAAUUAAAUACUUUGGAAUAUCAUGAUAGUACAAGCGUAAAUAUACGCUGUCAACGUAUUUGUGAUCAAUGGGACCGAUUAGGUAGCUUGACACAAAAACGCAGAACUGAUUUGGAUGAUGCAGAAAAAAUAUUAGAGAAAAUUGAUAUAUUGCAUUUGGAAUUUGCUAAGAGAGCAGCUCCUUUCAACAACUGGUUGGAUGGUACACGUGAAGAUUUAGUAGAUAUGUUCAUUGUGCACACUGUUGAAGAAAUUCAAGGAUUGAUUGAUGCACAUGGACAAUUUAAGGCUACUUUGUCUGAUGCUGACAAAGAGUACAAUUCUAUCAUUGGACUGGUCAAAGAUGUUGAGUCAACUGUACAAAAAUACCAAAUACCYGGUGGUCUUCAGAACCCGUACACUACUUUGACUUCUAGUGAUUUAAGUAAAAAAUGGUCUGAAGUGAAACAUCUAGUGCCCCAAAGAGACACGACCCUCCAAGCKGAACUCAGAAAACAACAAAAUAAUGAGAUGCUACGUCGUCAAUUUGCGGAGAAGUCAAAUCAAGUGGGUCCUUGGAUUGAGAGGCAAAUGGAUGCUGUAACAGCUAUCGGUAUGGGAUUGCAAGGUUCUCUGGAAGAUCAAUUGCACCAACUGAAACAAUACGAACAGAAUGUGUUUGCAUACAAGCCACAUAUUGAGGAAUUAGAGAAAAUCCACCAAGCUGUACAAGAGGGUAUGAUCUUCGAAAACAGGUAUACUCAAUACACAAUGGAGACACUACGUGUUGGAUGGGAACAACUAUUAACGUCCAUAAAUCGCAAUGUGAAUGAAGUAGAAAACCAGAUAUUGACUAGAGACUCCAAGGGUAUUACUCAGGAACAACUUAAUGAAUUUAGGGCUAGCUUCAAUCAUUUUGACAAGAACCGUACUGGCCGAUUGGCUCCUGAAGAAUUUAAAUCGUGCUUGGUGUCCAUUGGCUAUAGUAUUGGAAAGGAUAGACAGGGUGAAAUUGAUUUCCAACGCAUAUUAGCUGUGGUUGACCCCAAUAGUACUGGUUAUGUGCACUUUGAUGCUUUCUUGGACUUUAUGACUCGGGAAUCUACAGACACAGAUACUGCUGAGCAAGUGAUUGAUUCGUUCCGCAUUUUGGCAGGCGACAAGCCAUACAUUUUAUCUGAUGAACUAAGACGAGAACUUCCUCCAGAUCAGGCGGAAUACUGUAUACAGCGUAUGGCUCCAUAUAAGGGUGUCAAUGCUGUACCAGGAGCCCUAGAUUACAUGUCAUUUUCAACUGCCUUAUAUGGCGAGUCGGAUCUGUAAAUCAUCAAUAUUUAUAAACAAACAAAAUAAUAAUAAUAAUAUUUAAACGAGUAAAAAAAAAUUACCAAGGAUUAUUAACAACUAGAUUAUAUCAAAUGAAGAAUAAAAUUCAUUCUGAAAUUCUUUAAUUGGAUCAUCUACUAGUCACAUCUACUAUUUACACGUCCAUCCGCGGGUCUCAAUAAUAAAAAAUUAAUUAAAUUGCAAUAAAAUUUAAAAAAUACUCUUCCCCACAUAUUACUUUUCAAAGAAGAACUUUUAUUUAUCAGAUAUAGAAGAUAUUUASUAUAGGCUUAUKAAAGAAUACAUAAUUUUUGGCCUUGAUGUUUUUUUUUCUAAUUUAGUGAAAAAUAUAUCGGUUUUUUAUGUUUUAUUUGUUUAUUUAUUGCCCUUAGAACAAUUUAACAUUUUGACUAAUCUUAAAAUCUUUACACAUAUCUUCAGGACCAACUAUCGCCAAAACUAUAUAUUGUAUUAUAUUCAAAUUAAUCUGUUGUUCAACUCAUUGUGUUGUGUUUUCGAAGUUAUAAAAAGUAUUUAAUUGUUUUAUCAUAAAAGAGUUCCAAAAUAUUCUUGCUCAACGCACAUUUAUUUUUGUACGAUUAAAUAGUUAAUUAAAAUUGAAUAUUAUAUUAUAUUAUUCUCAGUAGAUACUUUGAUACUUUUGUUAUGUUUUAGACGUAUCUACACAAAACAAUAAUCAUAUUAUAUAAUUUUUUUUCGUACAGAAUUAUUCCGUUGAAAUAUCAGUCAAUUGUUUUUUUUCAUUUUUUUUUCUCUCUCUCGUGAACACUAUUUACCAUCAUUUUACUGUGAAUGAUAACUCUCAUCUUAUUUAUUCUUAUUGUAUAGUGUGUAUUUUAUUUUUAGUUAUUAUUAUUAUUAUUUUAUUUUAUGUAUGAUUAUUAU
Molecule: messenger RNA, 3849 nt
Organism: Diuraphis noxia (Russian wheat aphid)
Lineage: Eukaryota; Metazoa; Arthropoda; Insecta; Hemiptera; Aphididae
Gene: Actn
Product: alpha actinin
Molecular function (GO): protein binding; calcium ion binding
Source: RefSeq, a predicted model, not a curated record